GCCUCUCCUCGCCUCCUCCCUUCCUUUCCCCCCCAAACCCUAGAAUUCCCCCCCACAAAACCCUAGAAUUCGCGCGAUCGAGGCGGCUAUGGCGGCGGCCGCGGAUGGGCUUCCGCCGGGCGUCAGGUUCGACCCCGCCGACGACGAGCUCGUCUCCCGCUACCUGCUCCGGCGCCUCCGGAAGCAGCCCAUCCCGCUCCACGGCGUCAUCCACGAGGCGGAUCCCCUCGGCGCGCCGCCAUGGAUGCUCCUCGCCGCUCACGGCCGGGGCGGCGACGAGGCCUUCUUCUUCGCCGAGGCGCGCGCCAAGAACGUCAGGGGGAAGCGGCAGAAGCGUACCGUCGAGGGUGGGGGGUUCUGGCAGGGGCAGCGGGUGUGCAUCGACGGCGAGAGGCUGCGCGUCCCCGGCGACGGCGGCGGCGGCGAAGUCGGCGGGGAAUUGGAGAUCGAGUGGCGGAAGUACAUGCUGAGCUUCUUCGCCGAGGGGGAGAGGGGCAGCUCGGGGUGGGUGAUGCACGAGUACGCCAUCACGGCGCCCGCUGACCUCGCCUCGUCGCCGAUCCGGCUUUACCGCGUCCGGUUCAGCGGCCACGGCAAGAAGCGCAAGCGGGAGCCGGAACGCCUGGGCGCCCGCGUCCACGACGACGACGUCGACGGUGGAGAACGCGCCGCGCCCCGGCGCGCCGUGGCAGAGACCGCCCUGUUCGUGCAGCAGUCGAGCGCCGUGGAUUGCGCCGAAUCCGCCGAUCAGAGCUUCUCCGGCGUGAUCGAGCCUGUGUUCCACGAUCUCCCCGACAUGAUGCCAGAGCAAGCUGAUGCCGGAGACACUGCAGAGACUACAGCAGCGGUGGUGAACCUCACGGACGCCAUGACCGAGCAGCCCGUUCUUCCGCUAGCAGCAGAUGGCGACGAUCAGAGCUCCUACGGUGUCAUCGAUCCGGCGUUCCGCGAUCUUGCUGACCUGAUGGUCCUGCCACCUGUGCUCGCGCAGCAGGAGCCUCCGCUCGCGCCCGUGGCAAUGGUGGAUCUCCCUCCUGGCAAUGCUGAUUGCGCCGAUCAUCAGAGCUGCUCUGGCGUGAUCGACCCGGCGUUCCGUGAUCUCCCCGACAUGACCGUGCUGCCACCAGAGCAAGCUGACACCGGAGGCGGAGCAGAGACUACCACAGCAAUGGUGAGCCUCACGGACAAGCUGAAAUACUCCUCCUCCAUGGACGGCGAGGCAGCGCCGGCGUGGUGUGAUUUCGAUUUUCCAGAGAGCACUGAUGAGGUGCUCAGCUACAUGAACUUCACCGCCGGUGCCCACGACAACAAUGACGGCAGUGUGGGACGCGCCGCGCCAUGGCGUCCCGUGUCAGAGAUCGCCAUGUUCGAGCAGCCGAGCGCCGUGGAUCUCCCUCCUGGCGAUGCUGAUUGCACUGAAUCCGCCGAUCAGAGCUUCUCCGGCGUGAUCGAGCCGGUGUUCCAUGAUCUCCCCGACAUGAUCCGUGAGCAAGCUGAUGCCGGAGACACCGCAGAGACUACUGCAGCGGUGGUGAACCAGAACUACUCCAUGGCGUUGUGUGAUUUCGACAGCGGCAUUGACUUCACCGCCGGCGCCCACGACAGCGGCAUGGAACGCGCCACGCCCUGGACUCCCAUGUCAGAGGCCGCCCUGUUCGAGCAGCAAGGGCCUCCGCUCGCUCCCGCGGCAGUGGUGGAUCUCCCUCCUGGCAAUGCUGAUUGUGCCGAUCAUCAGAGCUCCUACGGUGACAUGAUCGUCCUGCCAUCAGAGCAAGCUGGCGCCGGAGGCGGAGCAGAGACUACCGAGGCCCUGUUCGACCAGCCCGUUCCGCCGCUUGCAGCAGAUUGCGCCAAUCAGGGCUCCUACGGCGUGAUCGACCCGGUGUUCCGCGAUCUCGCCGACUUGAUCGUUCUGCCACCAGAGCAGGCCGACGCCAUGGACGGCGAGGCGGCGCCGGCGUGGUGUGAUUUCGAUUUUCCGGAGAACAUUGAUGAGGCGCUCAGCUACGUCGACUUCACCGCCGGCGCCCACGCUGACAACGACGGUGGCGUGUCAGAGACCGCCAUGUUCGAGCAGCCGGGGUCUCCGCCACAGCACGAUCCUCUGCUGAUGGAUGCUGAUGGCGCCGAUCAGAGCUCCUCCUCCGGCGCGCUGAUCGACACGGUGUUCGGUGAUCACGCCGAACCGAUCGUCCUGCCACUGGAGCAAGCUGACACCGGAGGUGGUGCAGCAGCGGCGGUGAAACUCAUGGACAAGCAGAAGUACUCCUCCUCCUCCAUGGAUGGCGAGGAGGCGCCGGCGUGGUGUGAUUCGGAUUUCCCGGAGAGCAUUGACGAGGUGCUCAGCUAUGUCGACUUCAGCACCGAUGGCGCGAGCUGCGACUUCUCCAUGGACGAGCUCUUCGAUCUUGCAGAUUAGUUAGCAUCCUGGAGAUAGCAAGCCACCAAGAACACUGGCAUUGACAUUGUCUUUCUAAGAAGAGCUGUAAUCAGUAGCGCAAAGGCGAGAUUUGUUGAUAUUCUGGUGUAAUCUGUAGACUAGAGGCAGAGUAGAUAGAUGUUCCUUAGUUUAUUGACUAAUCUAUGCAUAGAUGAGUUAUUUGUUUAUUGAUUGAACUCAAUGUAAGUAACAUUAUUGUAAGUAAUGAAUAUACUCCCUUUUCAAUCAUUAUAUUCCCUAUUCAAAAUCAAUAUACUGCAUUGA
Molecule: messenger RNA, 2704 nt
Organism: Oryza sativa Japonica Group (Japanese rice)
Lineage: Eukaryota; Viridiplantae; Streptophyta; Magnoliopsida; Poales; Poaceae
Biological process (GO): regulation of DNA-templated transcription
Molecular function (GO): DNA binding
Source: RefSeq, a predicted model, not a curated record